Messenger RNA from Dufourea novaeangliae, 795 nucleotides. It is a transcript of the gene RsfS312, whose product is annotated as mitochondrial assembly of ribosomal large subunit protein 1. The transcript has 3 exons. Gene Ontology annotation, molecular function: ribosomal large subunit binding. The record is from RefSeq and is a predicted model, not a curated record. The coding region runs from base 1 to 795 and encodes 264 amino acids. Gene Ontology annotation, cellular component: mitochondrion. Lineage: Eukaryota; Metazoa; Arthropoda; Insecta; Hymenoptera; Halictidae. Gene Ontology annotation, biological process: negative regulation of translation; negative regulation of ribosome biogenesis.
AUGCGAAAUCGAUUACUAUCAAACCUAUUACAAACAAGAAAAUUGUUUUAUGAACAUUUCAAACUUCGCACAAACAAUGUAAUAACGUAUUCUCAAUUAAAACAAGUUCAAAAAUUUUCAACUAAAAGUGAUGAAUUUAAGAAUAUUGAAAAUGUGGAAACCAGUUCGCAUAACCUUCCUGCUUCAUUCGGAUCCAAUUACAAAGUCUUUGAUGACAAAGAUGCAGAAAUUAUUCUCGAUGCUAGUGAAAAAGAAAUAAUUAACUUGGAGGAUUUGCAACUUGAAGAGGAAUAUUAUAAUCCUUACGAGGGAAUAAAUUUGGAACGUGGAGUUAAUGGAGUAUUCGAAAUAGAUGACUUAGUACCACUGCUGCAAAGAGAAAACGCUGUAAAUAUUUUUGUAGCAGCAGUUCCUCCUGAACUAUCAUAUGUUAGUUAUAUAGUUGUAGUCACAGGAAAAUCACAGAAGCAUAUGAAAGGCCUCGCUGCUUUUAUUAGGAAGGUAUAUAAAUUAAAAAGGUGCAAAACAGAUUUAAUACCACAGAUUGAAGGCAAGGAUUCAAAGGACUGGGUUGCUCUAGAUUUAGGUAACAUCGCAUUACACAUUUUCUCACAGCCUGCGAGAAUGUUAUAUGAUUUGGAAACUUUAUGGUCAGUUGGUCCUGAUUACGAUGAGAAGAGUAAGGUAUCAGAUGUGGACAUUAUGGAGCAAUAUAAUACAUUUUUGUCCGAUAUGAACCCUAUUGAUGAUACCGAUUAUAUUAAAAAUGAGUCUACCAAAAAAGAUUAUAAAUAA